AUGGCCUACAAAUAUUGCACGGUGGCAUUCCUGCAGAUGAUCAAGGAGGGCAAUAUCAUCACCAUCUAUAUCAUGGCUCUCCUUGUCAGCCUUGACACGUUUUCCUAUACACAGGUCGGAAUCCUGGUGGUCAUGGUGGCCGCCACCUGGAGCUGUGUGGAGGGUGAACUGAACUUCAGCCGCUUAGCCUGGGGAACAAGGCAGGGCAGCGCCAGCACCUGCGAAGCCGCCAAGACCAUUUUUCAAGCUCUGGUCUUGUCGGGCAAGGGGCAAAAAUUGGAUCCCUUGUCCACGGUCUUGGUGGUGAUGCCUAUGUCCGGCCUCCUGCUGAUCUCUGUCUUGCUGUUCAAGAACCUGGUGAUGGAAGUGGGUUUCGCAAAGCAACCAAGCUGGUCAGAGAUCGUUGAAUGGAAGUGGUUUUUGAUGCUCAACAUCGUGAACGCCUUUGGGCUGAAUGUGGCCAUCGCAGUGUUCUUGAAGUACCUCUCACCGGUGACCUACAUUCUCGUUGGAAACCUCAAGGAUAUUGUCGUUGUAUCUUGGAUGACCCAGACCACCCAGACGCCUCAAAGCUGA
Cladocopium goreaui is the source of this 576-nucleotide messenger RNA. NCBI's taxonomy places the organism in Eukaryota, Dinophyceae, Suessiales, Symbiodiniaceae. The record is from the annotation of a GenBank genome assembly.